Propithecus coquereli (Coquerel's sifaka) is the source of this 2799-nucleotide messenger RNA. It is a transcript of the gene SEC23B, whose product is annotated as Sec23 homolog B (S. cerevisiae). Gene Ontology annotation, cellular component: COPII vesicle coat; endoplasmic reticulum exit site. Gene Ontology annotation, molecular function: GTPase activator activity; zinc ion binding. NCBI's taxonomy places the organism in Eukaryota, Metazoa, Chordata, Mammalia, Primates, Indriidae. The record is from RefSeq and is a predicted model, not a curated record. The transcript is spliced from 20 exons. Bases 115 to 2418 code for a protein of 767 amino acids. Gene Ontology annotation, biological process: endoplasmic reticulum to Golgi vesicle-mediated transport; intracellular protein transport; COPII-coated vesicle cargo loading.
AUCGGCUGAAAGCUGAGCUGGACUUGGCUGUGGGAGUCGGAGCGCGGCGCUUUGGGUUGUGAGUGCUGACGGUUCUGGCCAGGUGAGCAGUUCCGGCCAGUUCCCUUUUAGACUAUGGCGACAUAUCUGGAGUUUAUUCAGCAGAAUGAAGAACGGGAUGGUGUGCGUUUUAGUUGGAAUGUGUGGCCUUCCAGCCGUCUGGAAGCUACGAGAAUGGUUGUUCCCCUGGCCUGUCUCCUUACUCCCUUAAAAGAACGUCCAGACCUACCUCCUGUACAGUAUGAACCUGUGCUUUGCAGCAGACCAACUUGCAAAGCUGUUCUCAAUCCACUUUGUCAGGUUGAUUAUCGAGCAAAACUUUGGGCCUGUAAUUUCUGUUUCCAAAGAAAUCAGUUUCCUCCAGCUUAUGGGGGCAUAUCUGAGGUGAAUCAGCCUGCUGAACUGAUGCCUCAGUUUUCUACAAUUGAGUACAUGAUACAGCGAGGUGCUCAGUCCCCUCUGAUAUUUCUCUAUGUGGUUGACACAUGCCUGGAGGAAGAUGACCUUCAAGCACUCAAAGAGUCCCUGCAGAUGUCCCUGAGUCUCCUUCCUCCAGAUGCUCUGGUGGGUCUGAUCACAUUUGGGAGGAUGGUGCAGGUUCACGAACUAAGCUGUGAAGGAAUCUCCAAAAGUUAUGUCUUCCGUGGGACCAAGGAUUUAACUGCAAAGCAAAUACAGGAUAUGUUGGGCCUGACCAAGCCAGCCAUGCCCAUGCAGCAAGCAAGACCUCCUCAACCACAGGAGCACCCUUUGGUUUCCAGCAGAUUUCUGCAGCCCAUUCACAAAAUUGAUAUGAACCUCACUGAUCUUCUUGGGGAGCUGCAGAGGGACCCAUGGCCAGUAACUCAGGGGAAGAGACCUUUGCGAUCCACUGGUGUUGCUUUGUCCAUUGCUGUUGGCUUGUUGGAGGGCACUUUUCCAAACACGGGAGCCAGGAUCAUGCUGUUUACUGGAGGUCCCCCUACCCAAGGGCCUGGCAUGGUGGUUGGAGAUGAAUUAAAGAUUCCUAUUCGUUCCUGGCAUGAUAUUGAGAAAGAUAAUGCACGUUUCAUGAAAAAGGCAACUAAGCACUAUGAGAUGCUUGCUAAUCGAACUGCUACAAAUGGUCACUGCAUUGAUAUUUAUGCUUGUGCCCUUGACCAAACUGGACUUUUGGAGAUGAAGUGUUGUGCAAAUCUUACUGGGGGUCACAUGGUAAUGGGAGAUUCUUUCAACACUUCUCUCUUCAAGCAGACAUUCCAAAGGAUUUUUAGUAAAGAUUUUAAUGGAGAUUUUCGAAUGGCAUUUGGUGCUACUUUGGAAGUAAAGACCUCUCGGGAACUGAAGAUUGCGGGAGCCAUUGGUCCAUGUGUAUCUCUGAAUGUGAAAGGACCCUGUGUGUCGGAAAAUGAGCUUGGUGUCGGUGGCACGAGUCAGUGGAAAAUCUGUGGCUUGGAUCCCACAUCUACACUUGGCAUUUACUUUGAAGUAGUCAAUCAGCACAACUCUCCGAUCCCCCAAGGAGGCAGAGGCGCCAUCCAGUUUGUCACACAGUAUCAACACUCCAGCACCCAGAGACGCAUCCGUGUGACCACCAUUGCCCGAAAUUGGGCAGAUGCGCAGAGUCAGCUCAGGCACAUAGAAGCAGCAUUCGACCAGGAAGCCGCAGCAGUCUUGAUGGCACGGCUGGGAGUAUUCCGAGCAGAGUCAGAAGAGGGGCCUGACGUGCUCCGGUGGCUGGACCGACAACUCAUCCGACUGUGUCAGAAGUUUGGACAGUAUAACAAAGAAGACCCCACUUCUUUUAGGUUAUCAGAUUCCUUUUCUCUAUAUCCUCAGUUCAUGUUCCAUCUUAGAAGAUCUCCAUUUCUGCAAGUGUUUAACAACAGCCCCGACGAGUCGUCCUAUUACAGACACCAUUUUGCCCGGCAGGAUCUGACCCAGUCCCUCAUCAUGAUCCAGCCCAUUCUCUACUCCUAUUCCUUCCAGGGGCCUCCAGAGCCAGUACUCUUGGACAGCAGCAGCAUUCUAGCUGACAGAAUUUUGCUGAUGGAUACUUUCUUUCAAAUUGUCAUUUAUCUUGGUGAGACCAUAGCCCAGUGGCGUAAAGCUGGGUACCAGGACAUGGCCGAGUACAAAAACUUCAAGCACCUUCUGCAGGCACCACUGGAUGAUGCUCAAGAAAUUCUACAGGCGCGGUUCCCAAUGCCACGUUACAUUAACACGGAGCAUGGUGGCAGUCAGGCUCGAUUCCUUUUGUCCAAAGUGAACCCAUCUCAGACACACAAUAACCUGUAUGCCUGGGGACAGGAAACUGGAGCGCCCAUCCUAACUGACGAUGUUAGCCUGCAGGUGUUCAUGGAUCAUUUGAAGAAGCUGGCUGUCUCUAGUGCCUGUUAACCUGAGCAUAUGACCAGGAAAUUGAAAAAACACUGUGUUCACAAUUGUUUAUAAAGGCUAAAUAACAUUCCUUUUACUUUUCUGGCAGAUUUUAAUAAAUAAUCAAAGAAAAUUUUGUAUGUAACUCUUAAGGUUAUAAUUUAUUUGUAUGCCUUAUCUGUGUCCCUUUUCUUGCACCACAAAAUGAUAAGGUCAUAAAUGCUUUGGUACUUAUAGAUGUUUAUGUCCUUUUUGUAUCCUGACUUUUAGAGUUUAAAUAAAAUCAGAGGUAAUGUAUUUUCAUAGCUUGUUUAGGUGAGCAUCUUAAUGAUCAUAAAACAAAUAAACCUGGAUGAGGAAAAUACUGACUAAAAUAAUGCUAAUACAAAUUUGAUUUCCUGA